Penaeus indicus is the source of this 1060-nucleotide messenger RNA. RefSeq lists its product as uncharacterized. The record is from RefSeq and is a predicted model, not a curated record. The transcript has 2 exons. The coding region runs from base 4 to 1038 and encodes 344 amino acids. NCBI's taxonomy places the organism in Eukaryota, Metazoa, Arthropoda, Malacostraca, Decapoda, Penaeidae.
UUCAUGAAGGGAGACCAAAUGAACCGAGGCAAAGAUCAGACAACCAAGAAGCACCAGGCUCACAAGGUAAUGGUUCUGCAGAACCAAAAUAACCGCGGUCGUCCUCUCCUAUAUAUGCAUGUAAAUGGUAUGUUGUGUACUUGUUUUUUAGAUACUGGUUCAGAAGUCACGAUUAUUAGCGAGUGUGUUAGCAAGAGGCUGAAUAUCCAUUCAAUUACACCAACUGGACGAACAUUCAAGGGUGCUUCCGGCGCCAUAUUUAGUGGUCAGGGAGAAACGAAUGUACAUUUUUGUAUAGACGACCUAGUACAGUGUACCCACCCAGUUGUAGUUUUCAAAGAUAUAUCAUUUCCAGGGGACGUGUUGCUAGGCAUAGAUUUCGUUCGCAGGUUUAACUUUCAGUUUGUUGCCAACCACACCCCACCUGGGAAUUACAUGUCUUUUGACGAUGUAAAGGUGCCCUUUUGGUUUUCUGAUCUCACCUCUCUAGGUAUUAGAACUAUAAAUUUAGCAUGUAAACCUCAGAAUGUAAUUGAACCCCAGUGUUCUGUAUUAUUAGUGACUCAAACCAUGAUCUGUCCACCCAAGUCGGGAUGUUUUGUGAAGACAAUGGUAUCCAGGGAAUUCACACACCCAUAUGGAUUUGUGCAAGGAAAGACUGCAAAGGUAUUGGUUCCCAGGACUGUAAUAGCAGUGAACAAUGAUAGUGCUUCUGUGUGGAUAAUUAAUGAUAAGACUCACCCAGUGACUUUGCAAAUGGGAAUGAAAUUGGCAAGUGUAUCAGAAAUCGAUAGUGUGUAUUCAUAUAAUGACUCUGUAAAUAUUCCAGGUGAUGCUGAGCAUAGUGAUAAGGUGGCAUGGGAGGACUUCACCGAUGAAUUUGAUGAACGCUAUGGUGUUGGUGACUUUGGUUAUUCACGUGGUGACUUUGAUAUCUUUCCACCGAUGGACCUAUCCGUACCCGACAGUGGAGAUUACCGGAAAGCGCACGUGAUACCAUACGACAAGAAUGUGAAACUAUGUUACGUGAUGGAAUAAUUGAGCCUUCUACUUCGCCGUG